This is a messenger RNA of Trichobilharzia szidati, 254 nucleotides long. The record is from the annotation of a GenBank genome assembly. Lineage: Eukaryota; Metazoa; Platyhelminthes; Trematoda; Strigeidida; Schistosomatidae.
AUGGAAGAAUGCAAAAAAACAGUCACAAUACCAUAUAAAAACGGUACAUCAGAGGCAAUUCAAAGAAACCUCAAAAAUAUCGGCAUUCACACAACUUUUAAACCGACAAAUCUAAUCAAAAAUAAAAUAAAUCAACUGAAAGAUCCCAUAAAAAUGAUGGAUAAAAACAACUUGAUUUACAAAAUAUCUUGUGCUGACUGUCCGACUAAAUAUGUGGGGCAAACGUCCAGAUCACUCAAAAUAAGAGUGAAUGA